AGAGGAAACAUAAUAUCGUAAUGUCAAACGUCAAACAAAAUUGUACUGUCAAUUAUGUUUAAUGCAGAAGUGUUUGAAAUAAUUCAUAUAACUUAUUAAAAUGGGGCUUUUUGGUAAAUCACCGGAAAGAAAUCCUAAAGAAAUGGUAAAUGAAUGGACUCACAAAUUGAGGAAGGAAAGCUAUCAAUUGGAUCGACAAAUACGAGCAAUACAGCGUGAAGAAGAAAAAGUUAAGAGAUCAUUAAAAGAUGCCGCAGCUAAAAAUGAUAAACAAGUUUGCACAAUUUUGGCCAAAGAGGUGAUUAGAUCUCGAAAAGCUAUAAAUAAAAUACAUACUAGUAAAGCACAUCUGAAUUCAGUACAACUCCAAAUGAAGAACCAAUUAGCUACUUUACGUGUUGCUGGCUCAUUAUCAAAAUCUACUGAGGUAAUGCAAGCAAUGCAAGCAUUAGUAAAAUUACCUGAAGUUGCCGCAACGAUGAGGGAUUUAUCCAAAGAAAUGAUGAAAGCUGGUAUUAUUGAAGAAAUGAUGGAAGAGACAAUGGAUAGCUUGGAAGAUCAAGAUGAACUUGAAGAUGAAGCGCAGUCUGAGAUUGAUAAGGUCCUGUGGGAAUUAACUGCUGGCAAAUUGGGAGAGGCCCCAGCUCCGCCCAUUGCAGAAGCAGGACCUUCAGAAUCCAAAGAAGCUGAUAAUGUACCAGAAGAAGAUUUAGAAGAAAUGCAGAGUCGCCUGCAAGCCUUACGAUCAUAGUUUCAUCAUAUAAAUGAAACAGUUUUUAAUUUUUAUGAAAACAAAUGCUUGAUAUGUUAAUUUUAAUGCUGCUACAAGUAUUUUUCUAAGCAUAUAUUUAUAAAUUAUAUGUUGUAAAUAUUUAAUUAAACACAGUUUAAUAUCUAUAUUUAUUUUCUAUCUAUCUAUAUACUGUACACACCAGAUUAAAGGUAUUGCACUGUGGCCCAAUAAAAGAUACUAACGCUUAUAGCUUUU
Ctenocephalides felis (cat flea) is the source of this 988-nucleotide messenger RNA. RefSeq names its product charged multivesicular body protein 3 (gene Vps24). The record is from RefSeq and is a predicted model, not a curated record. Gene Ontology annotation, biological process: late endosome to vacuole transport; endosome transport via multivesicular body sorting pathway; protein transport. Gene Ontology annotation, cellular component: multivesicular body; ESCRT III complex. Bases 101 to 751 code for a protein of 216 amino acids. The transcript has 6 exons. Lineage: Eukaryota; Metazoa; Arthropoda; Insecta; Siphonaptera; Pulicidae.